Heterobasidion irregulare TC 32-1 is the source of this 1044-nucleotide messenger RNA. RefSeq lists its product as uncharacterized. The transcript has 3 exons. NCBI's taxonomy places the organism in Eukaryota, Fungi, Basidiomycota, Agaricomycetes, Russulales, Bondarzewiaceae. The record is from RefSeq and is a predicted model, not a curated record. The coding region runs from base 1 to 1044 and encodes 347 amino acids. Gene Ontology annotation, molecular function: 6-phosphogluconolactonase activity; protein binding.
AUGGUCUACCAUAUUCUUGUUGCCUCAUACACAGAGUCGGUAUUCACUCUCGCAUUUGAUCCUGUCGCCUCCUCGCUUGAGAUUAUCUCGUCUCUCAAGGUCGGGCAUCGCCCGUCUUGGAUCACGUUGCAUCCAGGGGACUCUUCCAUUGUUUUCGCAGGAUUGGAGCAAACAGAAGGCCGCGUGGUAGUCUUGAAGUACGACGAGCGCGGUCAGGGAAAGGUCCUUGGCAGCUUUAGCAGCGGCGGCAGAGACCCCGCCUCCCUUCUUGCCACGAAGGAUACUCUGUUUGUUGGAAACUAUUCAUCCGGCACCGUUCUCGCUGCGCCAUUAUCCACCCAAUCUCCUUUCCUCUAUCAAUCAACGCCCGAUGUCGUCCAACUACGGGGUAAGGGACCAAAAAAAGAACGCCAGGAAGCAUCACACCCUCACCAAGUCGUGUUCAUCCCCGAGCGCGAAGAACUUCUAGUGCCUGACUUGGGAGCAGAUAAGACGUGGAGAUUCAUCAAGGAUGAUAAGGGAGCGUGGUCGCCUGCAGGGCACGUUGACUACAAGCCGGGAAGCGGGCCUCGACAUGUCGUCUUCCAUGAUGGCAAUAUGUACACUCUUCUCGAACUCACCAGCCAACUCGUGACGCAUCAUCUUCCCUCGCUCCCAUCUUCCCCUACAACCUUAUCUACAGUGGCCACUCUCUCCAACCCCCCACAACCCCUAGGCGACAUGCUCGCUGCGGAGCUUCUCCUAUAUCCGUCGCCUAAACCUUACCUAUAUGUCUCUAACCGCAACGACCCAUCCCCCCUUGGGGAUUCUAUUGCCAUUUUCUCACUUGCCAACCCAAAAGUGCCACAGCUCGUGAACGAAGUGCGUACUGGACUUCAGCAUGCCCGCGGCAUGCAGAUAGAUCCACACGGCAAGUGGCUCAUUGCUGGAGGUGUUCAUGGCGGCGGUGUUAAAAUAUAUGAAAGGGACAACGCGGGUCAAACGUUGAAAGAGGCUGCGAAGAAUAACAUCGUGCAGAGUCCGACUGGGUUCCUGUGGUUGUAG